AUGGUGGUGCCCCCAUACGCCGAAGUCGGGUGCCGCAUCGAGACCACCGACGGCGCCAGGGCGGUGGUGCGAUACGUCGGUCCCGUGGAGGCACAAGACGGCAUCUGGAUCGGGGUGGAGUGGGACGACCCCACGAGGGGCAAGCACGACGGAUCCCACGGCGGUAAGCGGUACUUCGAGUGCACGGCGUCAUCCGAGGACGGCGCCACCCCGGGAUCCUUCGUCCGCCCGCACAAGAUCCGACCCAGCGUCACGUUCCGCGAGGCCAUCGCGACGAAGUACCUCGACGGCAAGCUUCCCGUCGCGUCCGGCGCGACCGGCGGGGACGGCGGCGACGACGAGGAGAACGACGAGGGCAUGUUCGUCAAGUCGUCGAACGGGCAGAAGAUCGAGAUCCAGCUGUGCCUCAAGAAGGAGGACCCCAACGCGGUGCUCGGCACCCUCGACAGGGUCUACCUCCCCGACGCAGCCAUCCACACGGCGGGCGAGCCCGGCGACGCGGCGUCUUGCGGCUUGCCCGCCGCGAAGGUGCGAAUCCUCGACCUGGCCGGCAACCUGAUGAGGGACUGGAACGCGGUCGCGGCGUUCGGACCCGAGUUUCCCGCGCUGCGCGUCCUGGACAUCACCGGGGUGAGGGCGUCGUGGCCGUCGAUCCCGCCCCCGGGCCCUUCGCCGUUUCCGAACCUCUCCGUCCUCGUGAUGAACAGGUCCGGGGCGUCGUGGCGCGAGGCGACCGCCAUCUUGGGCACAUGCCCGGCCCUGAGGGAAUUGAGCCUCGCGGACUGCGGCAUCUCGCGCCUGGGCGAGGGCGACCUGGGUACAUUCGGUGACCUCGCGGCGCUCGCGGGUCUAGAGGCUCUCAACCUGGAGCGCAACGCGAUGGAGGAGUGGUCCGAGGUGGAGAAACUCGCGUCGCUCCCGUCGCUGGAGCGGCUGCACCUGGGGGGCAACAAACUGAGACGCGUGAGGUACCCCGCGCACGUCGCGAAACCCGGGGGACCGGUGCCCUUCGAGCGGCUCAGGGCGCUCCUGCUCGCCGAUAACGCAAUCGACGACUGGGACAGCGUGGACGCGCUGAACGAUUUCCCAUCCGUCGCGGAGGUGAGGCUGACGGGGAACCCGGUGACGGAGAGCGCGGCGACGCGGCACGAGAUCGUCGCGCGAGUGGCCAGGCUCUCGCAGCUCAACGGGAGCCUCAUCGCGGACCAGGAGAGGAAGGAUGCGGAGAUCCGGUACCUGCGACGGGUGCUCGGGCUGGUCAAGAGCGCGGAGGGCGCCGAGGGCGCGGCGGGAGGGGAGGCCGAGGGCGCGGCGGCUCGGGCGCCGCAGCGGGGCACCGAGGCUGUGCAGGCGAUGCAUCCCCGUUUGAAGGCGCUGGUGGACUCCUACGGCGAGUUGUCCACGCACGCCGCCAAGGGACCGGGCACGGGCAAGAUGGGCGAGGACAUGCUCGAGCUCACGCUCGUGUGCGUCGCGGCGUCGGCGGGGGAGAAGGCGCCCCAGAAGAAGAAGGUCCCGAUGACGAUCACGGUCGGUAAGCUCAAGCUGUUGUGCGAGAAGCUGUUCAAGGUGAAGGUCGAUGCGCAGCAGCUGUACUACAAGGAGCCGUUCAUGGGCAUGCCCGAGCUGUUGGAGCCGGACGACUACGACAUAUCCUACCUGGGCGUGAGGGACGGCUCGAGCAUCCUGGUCGAGGAGAAGGCUUGAGAAGUUCUUUGUAGCCCUUAGCUGGCGUAUUUCAACAUAACGUAUGUCAACAUGUC
Messenger RNA from Micromonas commoda, 1763 nucleotides. RefSeq lists its product with no specific name. Bases 1 to 1707 code for a protein of 568 amino acids. NCBI's taxonomy places the organism in Eukaryota, Viridiplantae, Chlorophyta, Mamiellophyceae, Mamiellales, Mamiellaceae. The transcript has a single exon. The record is from RefSeq and is a predicted model, not a curated record.